Molecule: messenger RNA, 2106 nt
Organism: Cutaneotrichosporon oleaginosum
Lineage: Eukaryota; Fungi; Basidiomycota; Tremellomycetes; Trichosporonales; Trichosporonaceae
Biological process (GO): interstrand cross-link repair
Cellular component (GO): nucleus; mitochondrion
Molecular function (GO): single-stranded DNA 5'-3' DNA exonuclease activity
Source: RefSeq, a predicted model, not a curated record
AUGUCGGCCACCGAAGAGGACGACGAAUUCGGUGACGAGCUAAUCUAUGACUCGGAACUAGACGAGACGUUACGUGCGGCCGAGACUCUCCCUGACAUCGAGGAUGCGGCUCAAGCCAUCUCGCCGUUCGACGAGUUUCGGCGGCGCGGCAACCUCUCAGUCUCCGACUUGGUUGGCACGGUCUGGUGCGAAGUCCAGUUUGACUACCGGUUGCGCACCCUCCCGUUCCUCCCCGUCAGCAAGCGGCCCACGACAAUAAAAUCUACCAAAGGCGCGAGCAUCGCAGUCGACCAGGCCAAAGUGGAGGGCAAGGAGCGCAUUUUAAAGCGAGGUGAGACGAUUCACAAGCGGCUCGAGCGCGAAAUCCACCCCGUAGAGGUCAUCGUGAAGGCCACUACCCGUGAAGACACCUGGGGCCUGCGGAUGUUGACGAUGUUCUCGGCGAUUGAAGCGCUGAUAACAAUCGGCAAGUGUCGUGAGCUGCCCGUUGCUGGGUUCGUGAACGACACCUUCGUCCUCGGCAUCAUCGAUGAAAUCAAGCGCGUACCGAUAGUCGAAUCGCCGACGAGAGGCCGUCAGACGCGGGCGAGGCGCACGGAGUCAGGGCGUCAGGCGUCUUUAAACGAUUUCUUUGGUGGCAAGCCUCUGCCCCAACCGCAAACGCACCGUCUCUUCGUGUCCGACUCGAAGACCCGCACGAGCGGCUCGCUUCCGAGGGAGGAAGACACACUCGCCGGUCGACUACAAGUCAUGCUCUAUAAGGAGCUACUGGACGCUCUGCUUAAGCCCCGGGAGGCUGACAUAGCCCCGCGGGACGCGAGUGAGGUCGAUGGCGGUGAGGUUGAGAUGGGAGGAGAGGAGAAUGCGGAACCGCCAGAUCUACCGCCCGACGCGUACCUGCCCUCGGCAAGCCCACAGGGAUCGGGGCUGUGGCGCAUAUGGGAGCAUUUGGAGCUGGACACAUCCGCUCACUUCACCGACGACUUCAUAGCCCAGACUCGCCUCAUCGUCGAGAGUAACGACCUGCGCUUCGGCGUUGGUGAGGGUCGCACCCUUGCCGAUUACGGCCGGUCGUGGUCUCGCUACGUCGCGGCCUUAGGACUCGGCGCUGGCCCGGAUGAGGGCAAAACGGACAAUGCCCUCGAGCUUGUAUACCGCCGCGCAGCGCCCAAGCGGAAGAAGGAGACGGCGCGGAAACGGCGAAAGGAGAAGGGGAAGGGCAGGAGACGAAGAGAAGCGGCGGCUGCGCCCUACUCGUCGGAAGUGACAACCCUCGAUAUAGCCUCGGUCGAGGUUGCACAGCGCGGCGCGCUGCAUGUGGCCUCGGUCGGGGCUGCGAAUCACGGCGAACUGGACGAGGACACGCAAGUCCAACUGGCACUGCAGCUGAGUCUGCAGGGUGAUAGAGCGGCAUCAUCUCAAAUUCUGGGCGUGGAGACUGCAACCAGCGCAAGCAGAAGCAUCGAGGAACCUUCUUACACAUUCCCCGGCUCCCAGCCGAAGGUUGGCGAGCAACAUUCCUUGUCGGUCGCCGUCGUACCAGAGCCCGAGACUAUUCCUGCGGUGAACGACACCGCCACAGAAAUGGAGCUGGCUUCGCAUCCUUCGGGCUCAGAAGCUGCACCUCAACCUAGCCUGAACUCGGCUGUGUCCAGCUCAGCCUUGGGCCUCGGGUUACCCACGCCAUCACAGCUCACGUACCGCUCAUUCUCAAGUCAUACGAAGUACUACACGUCUGACAGCGAGCAAGAGCGCGAAGAUGCGGAGCUCGCAUGGGCUGUCGAGAUGAGCCUGGCGUCGCAGGACUCUGCCCCGUCGGGAGUUGGGGUGAAGUCGCCACAGCAGCGGAAACCGCGAACCCGCUCGCCAUCCCCCGCCGCAUCAGGCUCGAUUAUUGGCAAGCAUCGCUUCACGCAUGACCCAACCGCGCUUGGGACGCACCUCCGCUCGGUGUUGCAAUACUGGCGGGGGACGAGGGAGCCGCGCGGUGUUGGCCCGACGCAAGUGCGGCGUUGCCACUGGUGCGAGUUUGAGGAUGGGUGUGAGUGGCGGCAGGCUAAGGCCGCCGAGGCCAUGGAGCGAUAUCAAUCGCAAAGGAUUCUCUAA